Paramecium octaurelia is the source of this 1513-nucleotide messenger RNA. The record is from the annotation of a GenBank genome assembly. NCBI's taxonomy places the organism in Eukaryota, Ciliophora, Oligohymenophorea, Peniculida, Parameciidae.
AUGGUAUUAUUAUAUUUGAUACUCAAUAUUAUUAAUGCUACUUUACUUAAAGAUGUCAGCAAGCUAUAUGAAGAGCUUAGAAAUUAAGCAUAAUAUUUUAUAACACAGACACCAAAAAAUAUGAUGGAUUCAAAUUUUGGUUUUAAAUCUUAGAUAAUUGACUUUUCAGAUAUUAAUGAAGAUGAGGAUGAAAAUGAAAAUGAAUAUUAUUAUACAGAACAAAUUCAAUAAAUACCUUUUGUUUAAGAACUAGAAUAACGACUGCGAAUUUUAUAAGAAGAUCCGACAAAUACAGGACCAAUCUUCAAUACGACUGUUGAUGAGUAUUUUAAAUAAGGGCCUUUAAAUUCACUUUAUUGUGGUUUUGGACAAUAGAUUUUAUUGAAUGUCACAUAAUAUUAUUGUUCUUAAUAAAGAGUUACUAAAAAAUAAUAUGAUUUAGAAACAAAAAAAGAUCUCUGCGAUAUAAGAUAUAGGUUGACUUAUGGAUGCUUAUGCCCACCUGACUUUUAUGAUAUUUAGUGUUUGAAAUGGAACCGAAUAAUUUGUGAAAUAGAUUAACCAUAUAAAGAUUGUUAGAGUCUCAUUGAUUAAGACUAUUACAACUAAAAUAUAGAUGGUAAUCCUCCUUGUUUUGAAUUUUAAAGUGAUACAUAUGUUGAAGUAAUUAUCUAGUUUGAAUGUAGAAUGUGAGAGCAGUUUGUAGAAACAAUGAUUUGCAAUUGCUCCAUCCUUCAGUGUAUUCUUCAGAAGAACACUUUGAAGUCAUUUGGAGUAAUUAUUCAAGAGGAAUUAGUGGUUUAUCAUUGUUAAUGUAUAAAUUUUCUCUUCCUAAUCCUAAAGAUCCGAAUGACCCUUAAUUUUAUAUUCAAUUCGCUCUUUCAGAAGAAGAAGAGAAACAACUCUAUAAAUUUGACUUUUAACCAUUAUUUCUUGAUUUAGAGAACUUGAAAAGCUCAUUUUAGUUUACUAUAAAGCCUUAUAUCACUUAUAUUAAUUGGACCAAUUUACAACUGUCCAAAACAACAUUGAUAUAAUAAAACCUUACUCAAAGCCAGCUUUUAGGUUAGGAGUAUGUAACAAUUACAAUUAAUGCUGAGAACUUGAUUUCACUUUUUGGUAGAUACUCAAUUGAAAUUGGACUCGUCAUUAAUAUCACUCAUUUUUAUUCCAUUUAUAAAUAUGUCCACUAACUCGAAUUUCAAGAUGCUCUAAUUUACAAACCAUAAUCUCAACCAAAAAUAUUAUUCUUUGAAGAUCUAUCAUUUAAAGGUUAUUUAUACAAUUAUUCUUAGAAUCUGUUUAUGAAUAAGUAUCAAAUCAAACUCUCCAAAUAGAAGUACUUGCAAUGAUAUUAAUAUUUUUGAUCACUUUAUUUUUAUGCUUUAAAUAUCGAUACUUUUUGUUUACUAGGUAAAGAAGAGUCAAAUAGGAACAAUACUAAAAGGCUCAGACUCCCAGAAAGGAAGUAGAAAUUAAUAAACAAAAUGUAUCAAAUUAAAGUUAGGGAUGA